This is a messenger RNA of Linepithema humile (Argentine ant), 1011 nucleotides long. The record is from RefSeq and is a predicted model, not a curated record. Lineage: Eukaryota; Metazoa; Arthropoda; Insecta; Hymenoptera; Formicidae.
AUGGAUCGUACCGUGUUGUUGUGGUAUCCGAAAGAGUUCACGUCAAAAGAUCGCAAAUCUCUGCGUAUCAACAUAGAAUUUGAUCAUGCAACUUUGAUACGUUGGUCGCCGGAUGGAAAGGCAUUCAUUAUUCACAAAGCUGUGGCUAAUGUCGUCGAGGUGUAUAAAAUCACCAAGAAAUCUGAUGGCCACUUAGGCUCUGCUACCAAAGUGCUGGAGUUUCCGCGGCGUCACACCGAGGAUGUCGUCGGAAUGGAUAUCGCGUGCACCGGGAAAUACAUCAUCACGUGCAGCAAAGUAAACGAUCUUAUUAUAUGGGACUUGAAAGGACAACCGUUGGCGACUCUAGAGAUGCAUCUCGGAUCUACUCAUCGCGCACGCAUAUCACCUUGCGGUCGAUUCGUUGCUGCCUCUGGCUUUACACCGGACGUGAACGUAUGGGAAGUGGUGUUCAGCAAAUCCGGAGAGUUCAAACAAGUGGCCAAGGCGUUUGACCUUGCCGGGCACACGUCCGGAGUUCACGACUUUGGUUUCAGCGCCUGCACCAGUCACAUGGCCACCGUGUCCAAGGAUGGAACGUAUCGAUUCUAUGACACGAAAAUCGAAUUUGACAAAGGAGAAGACCCGCAUGUUCUAAUGACCGGUACCUGGUCCAACACGACACCGGCAAGCCUUGCUUUAUCUCCGAAUGCGGAGGUUUUAGUGAUCGCGCAUGGGUCAUCUAUAUCUUUAUAUUCCACUAUCACGGGCGUUUUGGAUAGUACCAUAGAAGACAUCUUUCUUGGACCCAUUACAUGUUUGGCCUUCGACACUGUGGGAAAAUAUCUAUUAGUUGCGGGUAAUAAGCACAUAAAAAUUUUCCACAACAUUCCUGGAUACCGAACGGCGAUAGAGUCUGCUAAACGCAAAUUGCAGCAAAGGCAGACGCAAGCAACAAAAGAGCGUCUGGAAAGGAUAAUUCAGGAUAACAAGGAGCUGCUUAUAAAAAUGGGAGAGAAAUAUCCAGAAUGA